Molecule: messenger RNA, 1260 nt
Organism: Drosophila obscura
Lineage: Eukaryota; Metazoa; Arthropoda; Insecta; Diptera; Drosophilidae
Exons: 2
Coding region: 75-866 (263 amino acids)
Source: RefSeq, a predicted model, not a curated record
ACAACUCGUCCGUACAACUCUCCUGCACAUCAUUACUAAUCCUCACUUCCGAUUUCCGCAGCCACGGUCUCAUUAUGGCACCCCAGCAGCCCACACGCACCCAACGCAGAAGCACCGAGGGCCAAGCUCACGACAGCAGACGUACCCGAGGUACUAUGUCCUACCGUUGCCGAGUCUGCCGAGGCGUCCAUCCUCUUAGGAAGUGCGGGCGGUUCCUGCGGCUAAGCGCUGAAAAGCGGUUGCGGGCAGCACUCAUCAAUCAGUACUGCCCCAACUGCCUAGCCCAUGAGCACUCGGGACGCGACUGCCGCAGCGGAGACCGGUGUCGGCAUUGCCACAAGCACCACCACACCCUCCUGCAUAUCCCGGACACAAAUCGUCGUCGCCCCACAUCCGUCACACCAUCCUCACCAGCUGGACCUCGAGCUCCGACGACGACAUCCUCCGCCUCCCGCCGACCUCGAACGCGGGACACAGCGACUGAUCGACGGCCUACUCCUCCGAGGACUUCGGCAUCCUCCUCCAGCCGACCUCCGACUCUGACCACACUGCUGCAGCACCGCAACCCGCAGGUACUACCGACCGCAAGCGUCACCGUCGACAACGGGACCACCACCUAUGAGACCAGGGCGUUGAUCGACCCCUGCCGCCCCAUGUCAGCGAUCAACGCGUCGCGGGCCAAGGCCUUCCAUUUGCGCACGUCCAGGAUCGGGGAUGAAGAAGCCUGUGCAGCAGUGCUCCGGUCACCGAUGUCCCCGGACUUCCAGUUGGAGGUCGAGCAAAUUCAAUCACCUAACGUUGGCAGACGACAACUUUCAUUGCCCGGCCACUGUGGCUCUCAUUCUGGGAGCGGACGUGUAUGGUGACGUCAUCCGCGAUGGAAUGCUGCCGAGUGCCGAGGGGCUCCCCGUUGCACAGCACACCGUCUUCGGGUGGACGCUGUCGGGCGGGUGCCGGCCGUAAAGCAUUUCUGCAGCAUUGGACUUCCCAUAAGUUGCAAUACAUUGCAAAGGGGGGCGGGAUGUUGGCGUUCGACCCCCAGCGUUCCCAACCAAUCACUAAGCCACGGCCUCACCGGGUUUUUAUAUACCUUGCGGGGGAGUUGGAGAAGAUUGAGGGAUCACGAAAAAUGAAAUGUAAAAGUCAUGCUUGGAAUAAAACGUAUCUUGAAUAGACAUACUUGUGUUCUCUUUUCUAACGAUUUCCCCCGAGAUCGCCCACCUAGCCCACAUCGCCCUCUGGAUUCCCCCGAAGCCUGCG